Messenger RNA from Eutrema salsugineum, 1599 nucleotides. RefSeq names its product serine/threonine-protein kinase RIPK. Gene Ontology annotation, biological process: protein phosphorylation. Bases 50 to 1438 code for a protein of 462 amino acids. Lineage: Eukaryota; Viridiplantae; Streptophyta; Magnoliopsida; Brassicales; Brassicaceae. The transcript has 4 exons. The record is from RefSeq and is a predicted model, not a curated record. Gene Ontology annotation, molecular function: ATP binding; protein kinase activity.
ACACGAAAUCAGAAAGAAAGAAGAAAAACAAGAAAACACAAAUCAAACAAUGGCGGUGAAGAAGAAACUCUCAUGGCGAUCAUUAGUCGCCGGCUGUUUAGGAGAUCCAGAAACCAUAAUGGCACCUUCAGAAAAACCCAAGAGAAAAGAUGACGUCAUCAAGAAACAGAGCUCGUUUCAAAGACUGUCGAUUCUUGAUUUGAGCAACCCGAGUUCGAAUACUUUGUCAGAAGAUCUAUCGAUUUCUCUCGCCGGAUCGGAUCUUCACAAAUUCACCCUCGCCGAGCUUAAAGUCAUUACACAGAGCUUUUCCUCGACCAACUUCCUCGGUGAAGGAGGGUUUGGUCCUGUUCAUAAAGGAUUCGUCGAUGAUAAGCUUCGUCCUGGUCUUAAAGCUCAACCUGUCGCUGUAAAAUUGCUCGAUCUUGAAGGUCUUCAAGGUCACCGUGAAUGGCUGACAGAAGUCAUGUUUCUUGGACAACUAAAGCACAAAAAUCUUGUGAAAUUGAUCGGAUAUUGCUGCGAGGAAGAACAUAGGACUCUUGUUUAUGAGUUUAUGCCUCGUGGAAGCUUAGAGAAUCAGCUUUUUAGAAGAUAUUCGGCGUCGCUUCCAUGGUCGACGAGGAUGAAAAUCGCUCACGGAGCGGCAACAGGUCUCCAAUUUCUCCACGAAGCAGAAAAUCCCGUCAUCUAUCGGGAUUUCAAAGCUUCCAAUAUCUUGUUAGAUUCUGAUUACACAGCUAAGCUCUCUGACUUUGGGUUAGCCAAAGACGGACCAGAAGGAGACGACACGCACGUUUCAACGCGCGUGAUGGGCACGCAAGGCUAUGCAGCUCCUGAAUACAUAAUGACUGGCCAUCUAACGGCGAGGAGCGACGUGUACAGUUUUGGAGUUGUGCUGCUUGAGCUUUUGACCGGACGGAGAUCGGUUGACAAGAAAAGAUCUUCGAGGGAACAGAACCUUGUGGAUUGGGCUCGUCCAAUGCUCAACGAUGCUCGUAAACUUUGUCGAAUCAUGGACCCGAGGCUUGAAGGUCAGUACUCAGAGAUAGCAGCAAAGAAAGCAGCAUCUUUGGCUUACCUAUGCUUAAGCCAUCGACCCAAGAACCGGCCUUGUAUGAGUGCUGUCGUCUCUAUUCUUAACGAUCUUAAGGACUAUAAUGACAUUCCCAUGGGGACAUUCACUUACACGGUUCCAAACACUCCCGAGAAGUCAGACAAUAGAGAUGAGGAAGGCCGUCGUAAGGAAGUUAAUAAGCCUCGUAAGAGUCAUCAUCAUCGAGAAAGUAAUCAUCUCCGGUUGUCUCCGACUGCGGCGAAGUCUCCAACGGCUAAGUCGCCGACGGCUAAGUCGCCAGGCGGAGGAAACCACCGGAGAACUUUGAGAAAUGGAUUGAAUUCGCCUUUGAGAAGUGAGGUAGGUGGGGAACGGUACUAAGUUUCCUGGUCUUACCUACUCUUGAAUCAUUAUUUUUUAAAAUCCAUUGUAAAUAGUUAAUAGUUUUAGUCUUUGGUUUGUAAAAAUAUAUAUUUAUUUUUGUGAAGAAAAUGUUAGAUGGUCUUUUCGUUGAGGCUAAAAUAUUGAUAUGUCUUUUUUUU